Molecule: messenger RNA, 1611 nt
Organism: Miscanthus lutarioriparius
Lineage: Eukaryota; Viridiplantae; Streptophyta; Magnoliopsida; Poales; Poaceae
Source: the annotation of a GenBank genome assembly
AUGGCGGCCUCUGUUGACGAAUUGAAGACGACGAUGCAGGCCAUGGCGAAGCAGUUCGCCGGGUUCCAGGACAUGAUGUCCACUGCCUUGGACAAGCUUGGAGUGCUCGAGACCUGGAAGGAGACGGCGGACGGGUCGCUCGGCACCCUGUUGCAGAAGUCCACGGUCAUGGCGACUCGGGUCGUGGAGACGACGUCGCGUGUGUCUCGCCUCGAGUUUCGUCCACCACCACCACUGCCCCGUCGCCACCUCACUGGAGUGCGCAACAUCAUCCGCCACCAGUUGCGGAGUGGAGCGCGCAACACCAUCCGCCACCAGCUACGGCGGGUCUCGACCUCAACACCGUUCCCGGAGCAUCGUCAAAUGCGACGCCUCCGCGACCGAACUCACCCAUGGGGCACGGUGAUGACAAUCAAAUUCGGGAUGCUGGCGGUGGAAUCCUCGGAUUUCCCCCACCUCGCCCGGGCAACGCGGCGGGGAAGGAUUGCGGAGUGGGAGCGGCUGUACGAGCUGGUGAUGGCGAAAUUUGACAAAGAUCAGUACAAGGUUCUUCUACGGCAAUUCAACGCCCUGAAGCAGAUUGCCUCGGUGCUGGAGUAUCAGGCGGCGUUCGAGAAGCUGGCCCAUGGGGUAUUGCUCUACAACCCAGCAGGAGUUUUUGGAUGCCUUGGAAAUGUGGAUGAUGAGAGUGAGGAUGAGUCUGCUGUAGAGGAACAGGAGGUUCUUGCUAUCCAAACUGAACCCAAUACUCGGGUAGCAUUGAAGCUUUUAGCCCAAAUUGGGAAACAUAAGGUGCUAAUAUUAGUUGACUCGGGUAGCAUUGGCACAUUUGUGAGUGAGCAGUUAGUGUCUCAUCUGAAACUGAAAGCCACUGCAUGUGAACCAACAACUUAUAAGGCAGCUGAUGGUGGACUUAUGCUGUGUGAUCAGAAGUUGUUGAGUGCUGCAAAUGAAAGUAAAGAACAUAGCACUGUUUCUGCUGAAGAGAUCCCACAGUGUGCACCAUCAACAGAAAUCCAGGCAAUUUCAGAGUGCAUUCCUACAUGGAUACAGAAACUAAAAGAAGGCUACGAGGAAGAUGAUCAAGCCAAGCAGCUGAUAAUGGAAUUAGCUGUCUCUCCUAAAGCUCAUCCGGACUACACCUUGAAAGAGGGAGUCCUCAGAUACAAAGGCAGGGUAUGGGUAGGCAAUAACACCACUGCUCAACAGCACAUUUUGAUUGCUAUGCAUGAUAGUGGUAUUGGGGGUCACUCAGGGAUCAGUGCUACAUAUGCAAGAAUUAAGCAAUUGUUUGCUUGGCCCAAUAUGAAACAGCCUGUCCAAGAAUUUGUUAAACAAUGUCAGAUAGUCUAUGGUCUAUGCCCUAUGGUUUUGACCAGUGUAUUGGACCGUCGACGAGUUGCUUCAUUCAAGUUGAAGGACUGCAAUAACGCGCGACCGCGUGCUCCGCCUUCCUCAUUGCGACACCUUCUCCCUCGCCUUUUUCUUCCUCCCUACGCCCGUCCUCCUCCGCCCCCUCUCCCACCCUUCACCACCGACGGCUGGCGGCUCUUGCCGCCUCGCCACCCGCCCACCUCCCGCCCCUUGUCCCUCGACCUUGCCCUCCCCUAA